GUUUGCCCAGGCACCGUCAACCCUACCCGGGGGUGAGAGCGCUUUCGGGUCCCAUGAUGCAUCGCGUGCCGCGUCUCGCAGAGCGGCGGCUUCCAGCUCAGCAGGGAAGGAGUCAAAAACAAGAGAAAUGGAUACAAUCAAGACUUUUUACCAAAAAUUGUGAGCUUCUGGAGCCCUGGACAGAAAUUGCAAAGUUUUUUCUGUUUGUUGAAAUGUCUAUGGUUUUAUCUGCUUCAGUGGUUCGUGUGCGAGAUGGAUUACCGCUUUCUGCUUCUACUGAUUAUGAACAAAACAUGGGAGUGCAGGAAUGCAGAAAGUAUUUUAAAUCACUCUCGAAGAAACUUGGUCAGCUUCCUGAUAGAUGUACACUGAAAACUGGACAAUAUAAUAUUAAUUUUAUUAGUUCCCUGGGAGUGAGUUACAUGAUGCUGUGUACCGAAAAUUACCCAAAUGUCUUGGCUUUCUCUUUCCUGGAUGAGCUUCAGAAGGAAUUCAUCAGUACUUACAACAUGAUGAAGACAAACACUGCUGUCAGACCAUACUGUUUCAUUGAAUUUGAUAACUUCAUUCAGAGGACCAAGCAGCGAUAUAACAAUCCCAGGUCUCUUUCAACAAAGAUAAAUCUUUCUGACAUGCAGACUGAAAUCAAGCUAAGACCACCUUAUCAAGUUUCCAUGUGUGAACUGGGAUCACCCAAUGGAUUCACAUCUUCAUUUUCUGUGGAAUGUAAAAGUGCUAGUAAGAUUUCUUCUGCUCACCAGCGACUGGAGCCAGUGACUCUGCCAGGGAUUGUGGCAUUUAUCCUUAGUCUCUUAUGUGGGGCUCUGAAUUUAAUUCGAGGCUUUCAUGCUAUAGAAAGUCUCCUACAGAAUGAUGGUGAGGAUUUCAGUUAUGUCAUUGCAUUUUUCCUUGGAACAGCCGCUUGUCUUUACCAGUGUUAUUUGCUCAUCUACUGCACUGGCUGGAGGAAUGUAAAAUCUUUCUUGACUUUUGGCUUAAUUUGUCUGUGCAACAUGUAUCUAUAUGAACUCCGCAACCUCUGGCAGCUUUUCUUUCAUGUGACUGUGGGAGUGUUUGUGACACUACAGAUCUGGCUGAGGCAGCCCCAAGGCAAGUCCCCCGAUUAUAACGUCUGAAACAAGCCUGACUACAUUUGCCUGCAACAGCUGCCUAGAGUGUCAAGAGAGCCUCCUGCCUGUCAACAGGGAAGAUUUCCACCAGACACGAGGAGCGUCAUUUUCCCUCCUUUCUCCACCUUUCUUUCUGUUGUUUGAAAACAACAUUAUCUGCCUCUGAGUAUACCUGCCAUGGAAUUCUUCCAAAAGUCUCUGAAAACAUUACUGACUGAGGGAUCAUCAUCACAAAGAAGACAGGCCCCUUUUUGCUCUGCUGAGUUUGUGGAUGGACAGAGUAAAUUUGGAAGAUAACUAGUAGCAAGCAGCACAUAAGCCUUUCUGAAAAAUCCAGUGAAAACGUGAACAUAGUACUAGUUCUCUAAACCAAGUAUGAACUAGUGCCAACUUUGGUCUUUGCCUUUGUGAGGCAGUAGUGUAGAUUAAAUAAAAAGAUGCUAUGGCAUACUGGCAAACUUA
Vombatus ursinus (common wombat) is the source of this 1592-nucleotide messenger RNA. It is a transcript of the gene SEC22A, whose product is annotated as SEC22 homolog A, vesicle trafficking protein. The transcript has 8 exons. The record is from RefSeq and is a predicted model, not a curated record. NCBI's taxonomy places the organism in Eukaryota, Metazoa, Chordata, Mammalia, Diprotodontia, Vombatidae. Gene Ontology annotation, biological process: endoplasmic reticulum to Golgi vesicle-mediated transport. The coding region runs from base 54 to 1136 and encodes 360 amino acids.